CCUGCUGGUUUAGAGCAAUGAGCUGAUCUGCCAGAGAAGAUUACCCAUCCCAGAUUACCCAUAAUUAAAUGCCACCUACCAUUACAUAUUCUGCAAUAAGCUGCUGCGCAGAAAAGAAGCCUGACUGGUGGUCAUGGAUGGGAGAUGCCCAGGCAGAGCUCACUGCUGCCUGCAGAAGAGCAGGGCUGGGAAGCUGGGCAGCAGCACAGGAAGGGCAGCAGGAAAAUAAUUCUGAUGUUAAGAACUGAUGACACAAUUAUCUUUUGGUUCUCAGCAGGAAAAAAUAAACAACUGAAGUAUUAACGUCAGUUUCUGCUUUGUGGGAACAUAACUGUGGCCAAAAAGAUUUUGAAAUAAUUUGCGCUGCUAAAGCUUGAAUGAGUACCGGUGCAUAAAGCUGAUAGCAUAAACUGGGCUCCUGGAAAGUUCCUGGCUUUCAUAAUUCAGAACAGUUACUGCCAUCGAUAAAGUACAGAACUGUGGAAGAUAAUCUCCUCAGCAGACAAAAGAUGAAAGUUUUCAUUAUUUUGGGAUUUUCAGCAGCUAUAGCCUUCACAGCCGUUUUCUUUUCUUUCUUUCAAAUAGGGAAAGACACCAUCUUUGAACAAAUUGAAGAUAACUGCAUUACUAAGGCUAUCCAGAAGGGUUCUAGUCUGGUGGAUUAUGCUGCACAUUAUGAAAUUAAAAGAAAGCUCCAAGGGAGUGGACUAGCAACCCCUACCUUACUGCUGGCUUUCUCAAAAUUUCCUGAACAAGAGAGUCAAGAGAUUUCCCAAGCAGCUGAACGAAUGGAAAUGUCAAUGCAGGUGCUGAAACAAAAAGUUUGCCAGAAGCACAAGCGUUCAUUGCAUCCAACUGAUCAUUUAUCAGCUGAUCUGCUCACUAUGAUUGCUAAUAUUUCUGGAUGUCUGCCUUAUAUGUUGCCACCAAAAUGUCCAAAUAAUUGCUUAGCUAAUGGAUAUCGACUCAUCACUGGUGCCUGCAAUAACAGGGAACAUCCUAGAUGGGGAGCAUCCAACACAGCUUUGGCUAGGUGGCUUCCAGCAGCCUAUGAAGAUGGCCUCAGCCAGCCUCGAGGAUGGGAUCCCAGUGUCCGAUACAAUGGAUUCCAGCUACCCUCGGUUCGUGAAGUGACAAGAAAAAUUAUUCAUGCACCUAAUGAGGCUGUUACUGAAGACAGCCUGUAUUCUGAUAUCAUUAUGGUAUGGGGACAGUACAUAGACCAUGACAUUGCGUUCACACCCCAGAGCACAAGUAGAACUACCUUCCUAAGUGGGAUGGAGUGCCAGAUGACUUGUGAAAAACAAAAUCCAUGCUUUCCAAUAAAGGUAACCACCAAUGAUACAUUAUCUGCAGGGAUGGAUUGCCUGCCCUUCUACCGCUCAUCUCCAGCAUGCGGCACUGGUGAUCAUGCUAUUCUCUUUGGGAAUAUAUCUGUGCUAAAUACAAGACAGCAGAUCAAUGGCUUAACUUCUUUCCUUGAUGCCUCUACAGUCUAUGGCAGUACCCCUGCUGUUGAAAGCAAACUGAGGAAUUUAACAAGCAAAGAAGGCCUUCUUAGAGUAAACUUAAAGUACUAUGAUAACCAUCGGGAAUACCUGCCUUUUACAGACCAGAUCCCAUCCCCUUGUGCCCAGGACUCUAGUGCAAGUGGAGGUGAGAGGGUGGAAUGUUUUCUGGCUGGGGACAGCCGCUCCAGCGAGGUCACAUCCCUGGCUGCCAUGCACACGCUGUGGCUGAGGGAGCACAACCGCCUGGCCCGAGCCCUCAAACGCAUCAACGGCCACUGGAGCGCAGAGACCGUCUACCAAGAGGCACGCAAAAUUGUUGGUGCUCUGCAUCAGAUUAUUACUUUAAGAGAUUACAUUCCCAAAAUCAUUGGUCCAGAUGCUUUUAAUCUGUAUAUUGGCCUUUAUACAGGUUAUGAUCCCACAAUGAAUCCUACAGUUUCUAAUGUGUUUUCAACAGCUGCUUUUCGUUUUGGUCAUGCAACAAUCCAACCAAUAGUAAGGCGAUUGAAUGCACAGUAUUUAGAUGAUCCUGAACUCCCAAAUCUUCAUUUGCAUCAAGUUUUCUUUAGUCCCUGGAGACUCAUUAAAGAAGGAGGCUUGGACCCUUUAAUAAGGGGUCUUCUAGCACAUCCAGCAAAACUCCAGGUACAAGAUCAACUGCUGAAUGAGGAGUUAACAGAAAAAUUGUUUGUGCUGUCCAAUAAUGGUUCACUUGAUUUAUCGUCAUUGAAUUUACAACGUGGCCGUGAUCAUGGACUCCCAGGUUAUAAUGAAUGGCGAGAAUUCUGUGGUUUACCCAAACUGGAAACUCACGCUGACCUGAAUACAGUAAUAACCAAUCCCAAUGUCACUGAAAAAAUCAUGGAAUUGUACCAUAAUCCUAACAAUAUUGAUGUUUGGCUUGGUGGUCUCAUGGAAGACUUUCUUCCGGGUGCUAGAACUGGUCCCCUGUUUGCAUGUAUUAUUGGAAAGCAAAUGAAAGCACUAAGGGAUGGUGACCGAUUUUGGUGGGAAAAUGAUGAUGUUUUCACAGAAGCUCAAAAGCUGGAACUCAAAAAACAUUCACUGUCCCGUGUGAUUUGUGACAACACAGGAAUUUCUGAAGUGCCAGCAGAGGCCUUUCAACUUGGAAAGUUUCCCCAGGAUUUCAAGCAUUGUAACAAUAUACCUGGGAUGAAUUUAGAAGCUUGGCAAGAACUUUAUCAGGAAGAUGAACUAUGUGGAACACCAAAGAGUGUGGAAAAUGGUGAUUUUGUAUACUGCUCAGAAUCUGGAAAAUCUACAGUGAUUUAUACAUGUCACUAUGGAUUUCAAUUAGAAGGAGAAGAACAAUUAACCUGCACAAGCAAAGGAUGGAACUUUAAGGCUCCAGUUUGUAUAGACAUCAAUGAAUGUGAAAAUAAAAUUAAUCCACCAUGCCAUCCUUCUGCUAUAUGCAUUAACACUAAGGGCAGCUACAGAUGUCUCCACACUGAUCCCUACAAGCUGGCAGAAGAUGGAAGAACAUGCAUUGGUAAUGGUUGUGAACCUACUGUCCAUUAAAAUGUUCUCUGUUCCACUUUACAAUGCUGUAAAAAUUCAUCAGAUAACAUUUCAUUGAAGAGCUGUUCACAUAUGUGAAAAAUCUCUACACAACCAUGGGCAUAAAGAUACAGAGAGAUUCUGUAAAUAAAGGUGUUGAAUAAAUAAUUCUUAUAGAGAAAUAAGCUUUUUAUUUCCAUUCCUAUUGCAUAUAAACCACUAAGUAUUUCCUGACAGUGCAUAUGAGGAGGGAAUCAAAUUUGUCUCAGUUUCUCCUAGUCAGGAUCUAAAUUCAGCAUCUAAAGUUCUACCUGACACAUUCCAAAACUGUCAAUGCUUUCAGAGCUAGCAGAAAAUAUGCAUUUUUUGGGGGUUUUCUACUUUUCAGCAUGCAUAGAAGCUGUAUGGUAGAAGUUUAGGGGGGAAUAUGACUGCAGUUGCCUUCUGAAGCUGAGCAAUACCUGUUCUGGGGAAACCUCCAUGAAACCUUCAAUCCAAACUCAAGUGGAUAGGUAUUUGCUUUAUCUAAGCACUUUCUUCCCUUGCCCAAGGGAAGCACACAAUAUUUAAACCACUCAGAUCUUGCAGAUGGAGUGUUGUACACCACACACUCAUAAGCACACCGAAUCUCACUGAUAGCAUAUUACUUUUUUCCUAUUUCCUUGGUCAUGACAUGGGACUACACUGUCACUUAUUAUUAAUUGCUCUAAGAAAACAAAAUAUGAUAAUUCCACAGGGAAAAAAAAAACCAAACUGGUUGCAAACAAACAUCUCUUCAAUUAUAUGAGGCACAUCCAGUCAGUUUUCCAGCUGUGUUUCAAGGUCACAUGAGCAAUCCGACCAGUAAGACUGCAUUCUUCAAAUGACACCUUAAGCAAGGCCACAUGACUUCAUCAAAGGCCCAGGAAGGAAGUACAAUGGGAGACUGCACUAACCAGGAGGCACACCAGUAGAAAAACUUCCCCAACAGGAGGUUGCCAGAAUAGACCUCCUCUCUUGCUGUAGAAAAAAAAAAAAAGCAAAUCUUCAGGGCCUAAUUUUUGUGAGACUAGACUAAUAAGUUACAGUGGUAGCCAUUUUCUGGGCAAACAGUGCCAGUGCUCACUUACCCUCCCAGUCUCAGUUUCCUCAUGACACCCGCUGUAUACCAGUUUGUGCCCACUGCUGUCACAGACAUAUUUUAUGAAAAUCAUCUUGCCAGGAUUUUCUUCUCCUGAGAAGCUGACAGGCCUCAGGGACAAAAUGUAAACAA
This is a messenger RNA of Motacilla alba alba, 4284 nucleotides long. RefSeq names its product thyroid peroxidase (gene TPO). Gene Ontology annotation, biological process: response to oxidative stress; thyroid hormone generation. Gene Ontology annotation, cellular component: membrane. The record is from RefSeq and is a predicted model, not a curated record. Gene Ontology annotation, molecular function: calcium ion binding; iodide peroxidase activity; heme binding. The coding region runs from base 510 to 3053 and encodes 847 amino acids. The transcript is spliced from 15 exons. Lineage: Eukaryota; Metazoa; Chordata; Aves; Passeriformes; Motacillidae.